Nematolebias whitei (Rio pearlfish) is the source of this 2069-nucleotide messenger RNA. RefSeq names its product neurofilament light chain a (gene nefla). Lineage: Eukaryota; Metazoa; Chordata; Actinopteri; Cyprinodontiformes; Rivulidae. Gene Ontology annotation, biological process: neurofilament bundle assembly. Gene Ontology annotation, molecular function: structural constituent of postsynaptic intermediate filament cytoskeleton. The transcript has 4 exons. The coding region runs from base 32 to 1930 and encodes 632 amino acids. The record is from RefSeq and is a predicted model, not a curated record. Gene Ontology annotation, cellular component: intermediate filament; postsynaptic intermediate filament cytoskeleton; axon.
AAGAGAAGAGUAGCAACCAACUUCUCCAGCCAUGAGCAGCCUCGGAUAUGACCCCUACUUCACCUCCUCUUUGUAUAAGCGCUGGUAUGCUGAGCCUCCUCCUCGUGUUGUGGGGACCACCAGAGGGAGAACCCACUCCACCUACUCCUCCCAUGCAGCACCGCUGUCCUCCUCCCGCCUGCAGUACUCCUCUCCGAGCCGGGCGCCGUUCUCCUCAUCCUCGCCAGCUGCUUCCCUGGAGCUGGAGCUCAGCCAGGCAGCCCAGAUCAGCUCGGAGUUCCGCACCGUGCGCACGCAGGAGCGCAGCCAGCUGCAGGACCUCAACGACCGCUUUGCUGGCUUCAUCGAGAGGGUGCGUGAACUGGAGCAGCAGAACCGGGCUCUGGAGUCAGAGCUGCUGCUGCUGAGGCAAAGGCACUCGGAGCCAUCCCGCCUCAGAGCUCUGUACGAGCAGGAGGCCCGGUCCCUGAGGGCCGCCAUCGAUGAGGCCAGGGCAGAACAGCAGGCUGUCCUGGGACAGAGAGAGAGGCUGGAGCAGACCUUCACCUCACUGCAGGGUCGAUAUGAGGAGGAAAUGCUGGCCCGAGAGGAGGCCGAGGGCAGGCUGAUGGAGAUCCGUCGCGAGGCGGACGAGGCUGCUUUAGGAAAGGCCGAGCUAGAGAAAAGCGUUGAAACUCUGCUGGAGGAGCUGGCCUUCCUCAAGAGGAUUCACGAGGGCGAGGUGGCUGAGCUCCAGGCUCAGAUCCAGCUGGGUGUCCAGGUGGCCGUGGAGUCUGAGGCCGCUGCUCCCGACCUCUCUGGGGCUCUGAGAGAAAUCCGGUCCCAGUACGAAAGGCUGGCAGCCAGGAACAUGCAGACGGCUGAAGACUGGUUCAGAAGCAAGGUGGGCACGCUAACAGAAACCGUGGCCCAUCACACCAACGCCGUGAAAAGCUCCAAAGACGAGGCCGGAGAGUAUCGACGCCAGCUGCAGGCCCGCCUGCUGGAGAUCGAUGCCUGUAAAAAUUUGAACGACUCCCUGGAGAAACAGCUGCAUGGGCUGGAGGAGAAGCAGAGCGCAGAGAUAGCUGCCAUGCACGACACCAUCGCAGAAUUGGAGAGCGAGCUGAGGGGCACCAAACAGGAAAUGGCGCGCUACCUGAAGGAGUACCAGGACCUUCUGAAUGUCAAGAUGGCUCUGGAUAUCGAGAUUGCUGCAUACAGGAAGCUCCUGGAAGGGGAGGAGUCUCGCUUCAGUGUGGGCGUGGCCGGGGUCGUAUCCUCCAUGUACACUCCCAGUUUGAUGAUGCCCUCCUUCGCCCGGCCCGUCCUCUCCAGCCUGAGCUCUGGUACAUCCUACCUGAUGACCCCCCGCCUGCUCAGCUCCAGCAUCAGCACCACAGAGGGGAUCAUCUCUGCCAGCCGCGCCCAGCAAGCAGAGGCCAGCCCACCUGCUGAAGAGGAGGAGGAGGUAAAGGAGGAGGAGGGGGAGAAGGAAGUGGAGGCAGAAGAAGAAACUGAGGAGAAAAGGGAUGCUGACGAGGAAGAUGGAGGAAAGGAAGAGGGAGGUGAAGAAAAAGAUGAGGAGGAGGAAUCAAAGGAGGAACACGAGGAGACUAAAGAAGAAGAACAGGGCAAUGAUGAAGAGGAGCAAAAAGAUGAGGUUGAAGAGGAUGCAGAAGAGAAAGGAGAGAAAGAUGAUGAAGAAGAAGCCGUGGCUAAAGGAGAAGCAGAUGAGGAGGAUAAAACAGAGGGAGCUGAGGACAAAGAGGAGCCUAAAGAGGAGAAGGAAGAGUCUAAACAGAGCGAAAAGAAAGAGGAGAAACCUGACCCUAAGAAGGGCGACAAAGAACCUGCUCCGAAAACAGAGGACUCCAAAAAAGAGAAAGUUGAAGAUAAAACAGCCAAACCAAAGCUCGCUGAAGGAAAGAGCACAACGGAUAAAAAGUAAGCAAUAAGUAAUGGGUUGUGAUGCAAACCGUUGCCAGAUGACCAAACAGCUCGGUAACAUGGCGCUCAGCAGAACAAUCCAACAACAAGUUAACCGCUUGCCGUACGAAGAAUAUUCCAUAAAGUUCUGAUCGCACAAA